Eurytemora carolleeae is the source of this 1047-nucleotide messenger RNA. RefSeq names its product band 7 protein AGAP004871. The record is from RefSeq and is a predicted model, not a curated record. Gene Ontology annotation, cellular component: plasma membrane. NCBI's taxonomy places the organism in Eukaryota, Metazoa, Arthropoda, Copepoda, Calanoida, Temoridae.
GUUGAAGAAAGAAAAGAAGAAGAAGAUGAAGAAGAAGAAAAGAUACACGAAUCUGGUAAAAGUAAAGAUGGAAAAUGCCGCAAACAAAUUCAGGAGAUGUGCGCGGAUAUCAAGAACAAACUGGAAUAUUCUGAAGGGGGAGAAGUUGGUUCCCCUGGAUUGUGUGCGCUUCUCCUCUCCCUGGUUUCCCUUCUCCUAGUCCUCGCUACUAUGCCCCUCUCCCUCUACAUGUGUAUCAAGGUUGUACAAGAGUAUGAACGAGCAGUAAUAUUUAGACUAGGACGACUAGUGAGGGGUGGCGCUAAGGGCCCAGGGAUAUUCUUUAUUCUACCCUGCAUAGACACAUACAAAAAGGUAGAUCUUAGAACAGUUUCCUUUGAUGUCCCGCCCCAGGAGAUACUGUCCCGUGAUUCUGUAACUGUGACUGUAGAUGCUGUAGUCUACUAUAGAGUAUCUAACCCUACUAUGGCAACUAAUAAUGUGGAGGACUAUGGACACUCAACCCAUCUAUUAGGAGCUACAACUCUUAGGAAUGUUCUUGGUACAAAAUGUUUAGCGGAAAUACUUUCUGAGAGAGAAUCUAUUUCACACUGGAUGGAGACAACUCUAGACGAAGCCACAGAUCCAUGGGGGGUUAAAGUAGAGAGGGUGGAGAUAAAAGAUGUUCGUCUUCCGGUCAUCUUACAGAGAGCUAUGGCAGCAGAAGCAGAGGCAGCUAGAGAAGCUAGAGCUAAGGUUAUAGCUGCUGAGGGGGAACAGAAGGCAAGCCGAGCACUUAGAGAUGCUUCAACCACCAUAGCUGAGAGUCCUGCAGCACUCCAGCUUAGAUAUUUACAGACGCUGAGUUCUAUCUCUGGAGAAAAGAAUUCCACAAUAAUAUUUCCUGUUCCUAUAGACAUUCUUAACCUUUUUAGAAAUAAAAGAAAAGACAAGAAAACCAUCUAGUAUUAAAUAAAAUAUCGUUAUCUUCAUUUAUUAGAUUAUUUGUAAUAAAUAAAUAAAAUAUCAUAAAUAAAAAACCAUGGAAAGAUUCAUAAAUGAUAAAAG